Frieseomelitta varia is the source of this 935-nucleotide messenger RNA. RefSeq names its product exosome complex component RRP43-like. Gene Ontology annotation, cellular component: nuclear exosome (RNase complex); cytoplasmic exosome (RNase complex). Gene Ontology annotation, biological process: U4 snRNA 3'-end processing; nuclear polyadenylation-dependent mRNA catabolic process; U5 snRNA 3'-end processing. The transcript has 7 exons. The record is from RefSeq and is a predicted model, not a curated record. The coding region runs from base 48 to 887 and encodes 279 amino acids. NCBI's taxonomy places the organism in Eukaryota, Metazoa, Arthropoda, Insecta, Hymenoptera, Apidae.
UACAUCCCGGCACUAGAUCCCCACGUGGGUAAUCCCGGGUUAAAGUUAUGGAUUCACAAUACAAAAUUAUACAUCCUGUAAAAUAUUUGCAAGAUCACUUGGCACAAGAUGUUCGACCAGAUGGUAGGCAAUUUUUAUCUUUUCGCCCAAUAAGUGUAAAUAUAUCAUCAAUUACUCAUGCUGAUAGCUCAGCUAUAUUCAAAAUUGGUAAUACAACAAUUGUAUGUGGUAUUAAAGCUGAAUUAGCAGCACCUAAAGCAGAAUCUCCAGAAUAUGGUUAUAUCGUGCCAAAUAUAGAACUUCCUCCAUUAUGUUCUCCCAAAUUUAGACCAGGUCCACCAAGUGAUCAAGCACAAGUUGUUGUAAAAUUAAUUGAAAAUAUUUUGAGAAAUUCAGCAGCUAUUGACUUGAAAGAUCUUUGUGUCUUUAAAGGUAAACUAGCAUGGGUCUUAUAUUGUGACCUUGUGUGUAUUAAUUAUGAUGGUUCAAUAAUCGAUGCUUGUAUUGGAGCAUUGACAGCUACACUUAAUACUUUAACUUUACCUGAAACACUUUAUAACAUAGAAACUGGAAGUGUAUCUGUAAAUUAUACAAAAAGAUUAAAAUUUCCAAUUAAAGCAUUACCAGUGUCUGUAAGCUUUGCAAUAUUUAAUGACCAAUUAUUGGUUGCUGAUCCCACUGAUGAUGAAGAAAGUUUAUGUUUAGGAAGAUUGACAAUUGUAAUGAAUGAAGACAAGAUUUGUUGCAUACACAAACCUGGUGGAAUUCCAAUUUCGCAAGAUUUAUUUUUAAAAAGCUUAACUAAAUGUAAAAAAAGAGCAGAAUUAAUAAGAUCACUAAUUGAUGCUGCUGUGUCAACAAUUAAACAGGAACAUUUGAAUGAAUGAAAAAUUAUACAAAAUUUUGAUGUAUAAUAAUAAAACUUUUUAUAAUUA